This is a messenger RNA of Benincasa hispida (wax gourd), 2327 nucleotides long. RefSeq lists its product as uncharacterized. The record is from RefSeq and is a predicted model, not a curated record. Lineage: Eukaryota; Viridiplantae; Streptophyta; Magnoliopsida; Cucurbitales; Cucurbitaceae.
CGAAAGCCCAAUAAACGAACAAAAGUAUAUACAAAACGCAAGUUAAUAAAGAAAGCCACCUUCUAUUCUUCUUCUCCAUUUUCAUUCCUUUCAGCGAAUAAUCCUUUUUUCUUUUUGUUCCUCUAAUUUUUUCUCUCUUUGAUUUCAUCUCCUUCAUUGGUGAAUUCGUAUUAUCUUACUCCGUCUUCUUUCAAGGAAACCCAGAAUCAGUUUGGGUAAGAGAUACAGAUCGGUUGCUUCGUCUUUUUUUCUUUGAAUCUGAUGGAGCAGCUGAUCAACUUCAUCAUUCGUCCCCCCAGAGCUGAAUACGACCCAAACAAUGAUUUACUAGAAGAUGAGUUCACGCUAAGAGGAAAGUUGUAUCAAAGGAAGGAUCUGGAGGUUAAAAACAGUCGGGGAGAUGUACUUCAGUGCAGUCAUUACUUGCCUAUUGUUAGUCCUGAGGGAAAGCCUCUACCCUGUGUAAUUUACUGCCAUGGUAACAGUGGGUGUCGAGCAGAUGCUAGUGAGGCUGCCAUAAUAUUACUGCCUUCUAACAUCACUGUGUUUGCUCUUGAUUUUUCUGGUUCUGGACUUUCUGGGGGUGAGCAUGUCACGUUGGGGUGGAAUGAAAAGGAUGAUCUGAAAGCUGUGGUUGAGUAUUUGCGGGCAGAUGGAAAUGUCUCUUUGAUUGGCCUAUGGGGCCGUUCUAUGGGUGCCGUUACCAGCCUAAUGUAUGGGGCUGAGGAUCCUUCAAUUGCAGGGAUGGUUUUGGACAGCCCUUUCUCUGACCUGGUUGAGCUAAUGAUGGAACUUGUCGAAACCUAUAAGUUUCGUUUACCUAAAUUCACAGUGAAGUUUGCUAUUCAAUACAUGCGAAGAGCUAUCCUGAAGAAGGCAAAAUUUGACAUCAUGGACCUGAACACCAUUAAGGUGGCAAAAUCUUGCUUUGUACCGGUGCUAAUCGGGCAUGCCAUCGACGAUGACUUUAUACGACCUCAUCACUCGGACCAAAUAUUUGAUGCCUACGUGGGGGAUAAAAACGUUAUCAAGUUUGACGGUGAUCACAAUUCUCCGCGGCCUCAAUUUUACUUUGACUCUAUAAAUAUCUUCUUCCACAAUGUUUUACAACCACCAGAGGACGAAAUAGGGGAUAUUUAUAUUAACGCAAUGCCAUCCUACUUCAGUAAUAAGGAUUAUUGGAGAGCAGUGCAAGAAGCGGGCUCUAACCAUGGUUCCUCCACAACGUCAAGAGAUAUACCAACUAAUAGUACAGAAGGUGCUAUUAAAGAACUCCGUUCAAAAAGAUCUAUGAGCCGGACAGAGGUUCCUCCUGAUCUUCCUUCUGGAGAUCAUCAAUCCCAAUCUCAGGAUCAGAGCACAAGUAAUGACACAGAUUUGUCUUCAGAUAUGAUUAGUUUCGAAUUAUCCAAUGGCCAUCCUUACGGACCCAAUGUACCAAACUUGAUGGACGACGAUCAAUAUGUCGAGUAUCCACUUGAUGACUUGGCAGGAUUCCCGUGCAGUGUCGAGGAGGAAGAAAGGAUGCUCAUGGAAGCAGUAAUGGAAUCAUUGAAGGAUUUCAAAAUGAAAAACGUUCAGGAAGAUAAUCAAGCUUCGAGUGUAUGUACCAACAAUAAGGAUGUUUUGCAGAAGGAUGAAUGUGGAGUUUCACGAAUAGACCAUUGUGGAGUUCUUCAUCCGCAAGCCACCACCACUUCAAAUGACCAUUUUUCUCAGUUUAAAGCAGAAUCUGCUUCAACGUCAGAAGAGUACAGUGUUUCUAUUAAACCAGAAUCUACUUCAGUAGCUAGGGAUUUGGAUUCCGUAUCUGAUCGCUCAUGUUACGAUAAAAGCGAAUCUUCCGCUCUUACUUCUACUACUGGAACUGAAAGUGCAGGGGCCUCCUCUUGUACUAAUACACCAGCAAUUAGCCAAAGUUCAGCUGAAGCCGACUUGUCAGCUAAUACGAAGGCAACCGUAACUGUCGUCCGUAAUCCCGCAAGCCAUAUUAUGGAUGGUUUGAUUCGUCGUUGGGAUCUCAAUUUUUUCAGAAACAAUCAGAACCGAUGAGCCGGGUUUUCUUCUUGUGUUUUGAUCCCCCCUUUUGCUCCCAUGGAAGGUGUGCAAUCUGAUAUUUGUAUUGCUAUGUAACUAAGAUAGUUGAUUUGAUGUUAGUUUGUAAAAAUAUUAGACGCCAGGAAAGGAAAAAGUCGAAAGAAAUGAAGGACUUGUUUGAAGUGUGUGGAAAAUAUUGAAUGUAGCCAUUUCCCCCCCCUCCCCCCACAUUUUGCAAACAGUUUAUACCAAUAUUUGGUACAUGAUGUUGAUGGUUCCUUCUGAAAAUA